This is a messenger RNA of Halteromyces radiatus, 1179 nucleotides long. RefSeq lists its product as uncharacterized. Bases 384 to 710 code for a protein of 108 amino acids. The record is from RefSeq and is a predicted model, not a curated record. NCBI's taxonomy places the organism in Eukaryota, Fungi, Mucoromycota, Mucoromycetes, Mucorales, Cunninghamellaceae. The transcript has a single exon.
UUUUUUUUUUUUUGCUUGUUUUCUAGCAAGCAGUUCGUCUUGUUGGCAAAUAAUGACAAACACUCCUGUUAUUAUGCUUCCACCUCGUUCGUCUACUGUUACUCAUACAUCAUCGACUUCUUUAAUGGAAUCUUUUCAUACAAGUCUUAUCGAUAUUCCUACUUCUUCAACAACAAUAACUUCUCAGCCUACUUCUCAAGAUUCUCAACAAACACAUAGAACUUCUACUAAUGCAUUAUCAACAAUUACAACUGAUAUUUUUAACCAUCAACGUGAUCUAUCUGUGGCAGAAUGGGCUGAUAGAACUAGCAAAAGUAAGAAGGAAUUUUUUUUAUUGAGAAAGGAUAUCUUAGCGGAGUAUACUGAAAUGGAAUAAAAUAGAAAUGAUAAAACUUACAUACUUCUUUUAUAUAGGAACAGUACCUUGUUUGGUAAUGAAUCAAGAUUGGAAAGACGUACAUAGAAAUAUCAAGCAAAUGGAUCAAUUAUAUGAUGCUACUUUUUAUUCUUGGUUGAAAUCUGAAGAUAAUGUUCUAGUUACCGCUAUGUAUUUACAUCGUAUUGCCAAUGAAUAUUCUCUGGAUCGUAUCAUCAAUGCUGUGAAAUGGUUAGUGGCUGAUUGGCGUUGGGAAAGUACAAGCAUUUUGGUUCGUCAUAUCACUGUUGGUUGGUGUGAUGAACAAGGUAAAAAUCUUAAUUAUUUAAAAUAAUUGAUUUUAUUUAUUUAUUUAUUUAUUUAUUUUUGAUACUCAUUUGACUUAGGUGACAUGCGACGAGCACAACUUUUACGACAUCUGACACAAACAUGGGCAACUCAAUAUACUGCUACUCUUAUCACCACCAUUCUUGCCACUCCUCCUUAUGUUACUGCUCAAAAACAUCAACGAGAACGAUUUCUUCAAGCGUUUACAGAUGGUUGGGAUUUUUCAAAGUUAUCAGAGUUCUUCAUGUACCUACAAAGUCAAGCCAAUAUCGAUUACAAGGUGAAAUGUAUCAUGUUACAAGAAGCUGCUAGACGUGAACGGGAAACACUCGGUGCAAAAUUGAAUUGGAGACGAAGGCGGCGAAAUCAUUUAGAUGAUACCAGUAAUACUCAAACAGCAACAACAACAACAACAACAGCAACAACAUCUUUAUCGACAAUAAUAUCAGAUACACCAUCAUCACCGUCACCAUCAC